Molecule: messenger RNA, 1318 nt
Organism: Trematomus bernacchii (emerald rockcod)
Lineage: Eukaryota; Metazoa; Chordata; Actinopteri; Perciformes; Nototheniidae
Exons: 11
Coding region: 11-1318 (435 amino acids)
Source: RefSeq, a predicted model, not a curated record
CCGUUUUCAAAUGACGAGAGAUAUCGGAGCGGGAAAGCCCCGCAGAAGAAGAAUGGCUGACGACAAGGAGAUAGAGUUACAAAAUGCUACCAGGCGUGUUGUUGACUUGCUGAGAAGUGCCUUGGCUGAACCAACUUCUCAAAAUCAUGAAGUACAGGUUCAGGGAGAGCAGGUGGAGGUGGGCAACAGACAGCCUACUAUACAGGGACAGCAGCAGUCUGCUCUUGGCAACAGGCAGCAGGCUGGGAAAAGGCAGCGUCAGGCAGUCCAGGGGCAGCAGCAACAAAGGACCCCUGGCUUUCCUUCUACAGCAGGAAAUACAGUGGAUCAAAAUAUGGCCAGGGGCCCCAGCCCCUGGAUUGGGGCUCUUAGGUCAACCCCAAUCCAGUUCUUUCUGCUCAAUCAGUGCACAGAAAGAACACCAAAGUCAUCGGAUGAAAUGGUCCUUCUCCAGGCUGGACUUGGCAGGAGGACUCUCAAUAUCCCCGAAAAUGCUGACCACUCCCAGAUAUCAUAUAUACUUAUGCAAUCAUAUUCCAAAAUGGUACCAUUGGAAGGGGCCUGGAUGCUACAUAAAGCUGCUGGAGGAUCAGGCCAGCGGAAAUUAAGUGUUUUGGCACCUGAGGCAGAGGGUUACACGGGGGCCUACCUUGCUAAAGCUUUAGGUGGAAAAGGCUGUCUCUAUAUAAUGCCCAUCCAGGACACUUUAGACACCUCCCCCUUGCCCUACUCAUCAGAGGAGUUCGAAAAUAUGCCAAAAGCCAGAUGUGCCACAUGUCAUCUAAGCAUGCCUGUCCAGCUGUUGGCUUUACACGCACAAGAGUGUGAACCAAGCAGCUGUUCUGACCGCAUGGAUCUGGAACCGGAUCUGGACCCAGAUUUAGAUGAGUCUCCAGCUACAAGCAAUCCUGGGAAUGCUUCUCCAAGUGUGCUCCCGUGUAGGACCUCCUGUUCUAAAAUCGAUAUUAAGGUGGCCUGUCCAUUGUGCUCAGAGUUAUUUCCUGAGUAUUUUGUUGAAAUACAUGCCAGCACUUGUAGAGAAAGUACAUUGCAGUCGACACAAAUUAUCGAUUUGGAAGAACAUGCCAGUGAAGAACUGACAGGGCGAGUGAAAAGUCUUGCUGAAGCCAUCGAAACACUUAGUGGACGAGUGGACACAACGACACUCUUUAAUGUUAGUGUCACUAGGGAGGAAAUCUUUGAAAGGGGUUUAGGGCAGUGGAGACGUCAGAAGAGGUCUUCUCCCAAAAAAAACUCCGAGUGUCUUUCAUUGGAGAGUCUGGAAUUGACCAUGGGGCUCUCAGGAAAGAAUUCUUAA